UGAAUGAAUAAACCACCUUCCUUCUCCCUAAAGAAUUCUUCUCCUUUUCUUCCCAAAAAACCCUACUACCGCCACAUCACACCUUCCUCUGUACGGCCGGCAAGGAUCGGACGUAUCAUCUGGUGCUCUCAUUUCCGUUCUCAAUGGCUCCCUCUGAUCAACCUCACUCCUCCUUGACAUUAGAAGACGUCAUGCAUGCCCUAGAAGCCCUGGGCAACGAUCUGCAGGACACCAAAUCUCGGGUGGCAGACUUGGUGAUGUCCAGACGACCGGCAUUCAGUGAGCAUCAGCGGCCGGUGUAUCAAACAAAUCCUGGCUGGCGUCCUCCGGCUUCCCGCACGACCCCUCCAACGCUGGACUCGGCCCCAAGAAUGCGCGUUGAUGCUCCUCCAUUCUCCGGGGAAGACCCGACAGGUUGGAUCUUUCGUGUUCAAAAGUAUUUUGAUUACUUUCUCACGCCCGAACCCGAACGUUGGCACUUGGUUGCCAUGUUGAUCGAUCAUCCGGCAUCGGAAUGGUUUCAUUACUACCAGGCGAAUAACCCUAUGGCUACAUGGCCGGAAUUCUUGGAUGCAGUCCAACAACGGUUUGAUCCCACCUACUAUGAGAAUUAUGUGGGGCUCUUGUCUAAGUUGACACAGACCUCGACAGUGUUGGCAUACCAAACCGAGUUUGAAAGUCUACUCAAUAAGGUGUCCGGGGUGCCAGAGUCCACUCUUGUCGCCAUGUUUAUUGCCGGACUCAAGCAACCCAUUCAACGCGAGGUGAAUCUCCGGAACCCCUCUACUCUUCCCAUCACCUUUUCUUUAGCCCGGGAACUUUCGGCUUGCCACUCGGACGCGACGGGAUUGUAUGGAAAAGAUACGAGACGCCCAUGGUCCUCCCGUCCUCCCGUCUCACCUACGGCGGGUAUCCUGCCCACUCCGCCAUCCUCCAGCCGGGCGACACCCCCACCUCCAGCGGGUCGAGGAAGUGACUCCAAUUCUAAACUUCCGAUUGUUUGGCUCACGAAUACCGAAAAGACGGAACGCACGAAAAAAGGAUUAUGUUGGUAUUGCGAUGAGAAGUGGGUUCCGGGCCAUAAUUGCAAGCAUCGUUUCUUGCUCUUAAUGGGACCGGAUCAUGACGAUGAUUCUCUAGACGAUGGCAGCGGCAUCCCUCCCGACGACGACCUCAUCACGGCGGACAUAUCCAGUCUGAACUCUCUGGCCGGAAACCCUAGUCCCCGUGCAUUGAAGUUGGCAGGCACGGUGCAUGGUUCCCUGGUACAGGUGUUAUUGGACAGCGGUAGUACACACAAUUUUAUCCAUCCAGGCGUGGCCGAACGUCUUCACUUGCCACUCCAACCGAUUCCGCCAUUCCGGGUCUAUGUCGGCAACGGCGAUUCUCUACGUUGCUCCCACUCCUGCCCGCAGACUUCCCUUUCCUUACAGGGCAAUGUGUUUCUGGUUGAUUUAUACAUUCUUGAAAUCCAUGGAACCGAUGUGGUCCUCGGUGUGCAGUGGUUACAAACAUUGGGGCGAAUCUGCCACGACUAUGCUAAGAUGACUAUGGAGUUUACGAUGGGCAAGAAGAUGAUUACACUUCGCGGUGAUGUCCCCCAACCACGGGCCAUAUCUUAUGGGCACCUCUGCACGUUACUGGCUUCCCCUGGGGACUGGGCCAUUUUUGAAUUGCUCCCCGCACGGGUGGAACAGCAGCCAGUGGGGGGCGAGGCAGUGUCUUUACCAGAGGAUACACCGCCCACUCUCCGCCCUAUUCUCCUCGAGUUCGCAUCUGUUUUUGGAGCUCCGGCAGCCCUUCCACCUUCACGCAGUUGGGACCACCGCAUUCACCUGGGAAGAGAUGGGCAAACCGAAGUCCUCAACCGAAGCCUUGAGCAAUAUCUCCGGGCCUUCACGCACGAACGCCCGUCUAAAUGGGUCGGCUGUCUCCCUUGGGCAAAACUGGCCUUGAACUGCAGUUACCACGAAGGCCUAGGCACGUCACCGUUUCGGGCCCUUUAUGGCCGUGAACCACCGUCUGUCUUCCCCACUAUCUCUGUACGUGCCAAGAACCCGGAGGUGGAGGAGGUUCUACGUGAGAGGGCAGAUUUACUGGAUGAUUUGAAGACCCAUCUCCGGAAGAUGCAACACCCCAAGGGCAACGUCACCAAAAGGGUUUUCGCCAAACCGCCGCCUCACCCGACCCGUUCGUCUUUGAGCCCUAGUUCCGAUCUCCGCUGCGACGAGCUGCACCUCCACGACUCAAAUCUCCGGGAACUCGUCGGUGGAGAAGAAGAACAGCAACCAUAUGCCGAAUUACAUGAGACGAAUGCCAAGCAGAGAAAUAAAAGAUUGACGGAUGCCGGUUGUGAGAAAGAUAGUGAAAAUGACUUCUCCACGAUCUCCUUCCUUCUGCAAUCAUAUUCCUUCUUUGUUUAUCAAUCAAUGCCAAAACCCAAUGUUAUCCUUAUUUUCUUGCUUUAAAGCGAUAAUUCUUUUUUUUUGAAUGCUCUGGCGAAAUUCAAAUUCCUCAACCUGCUGCAGCAACCGUCCAAUACAAAGGCUCUCAUUGG
Messenger RNA from Cuscuta campestris, 2557 nucleotides. The record is from the annotation of a GenBank genome assembly. Lineage: Eukaryota; Viridiplantae; Streptophyta; Magnoliopsida; Solanales; Convolvulaceae.